Molecule: messenger RNA, 6757 nt
Organism: Lytechinus pictus (painted urchin)
Lineage: Eukaryota; Metazoa; Echinodermata; Echinoidea; Temnopleuroida; Toxopneustidae
Product: adenylate kinase isoenzyme 5-like
Exons: 19
Coding region: 102-2813 (903 amino acids)
Biological process (GO): nucleobase-containing compound metabolic process
Cellular component (GO): cytoplasm
Molecular function (GO): AMP kinase activity; ATP binding
Source: RefSeq, a predicted model, not a curated record
GCACUCCAUGGAAACGCGCUCGUUGAUUAUCAUCAAGGCGAUAAGGCCACGGCGAAGUGGCUGCUAUUUUUCUGUAAAAUUUGUAAUAUCUUGAAACGAAAAUGACAUCGAGAGAAGAUACCAAAUCGUACCUGUCCAGGAAUGAGAUACCUCAACUUUUUGAGAGUCUGAUGACAGGGCUGAUGUACCACAAACCGGAGAACCAUGUUGAGUACAUGUUGAACUGUCUUAAGAAGGUACAAGGCGAGCCGGAAAAGACCAACUCGGUCAAAUGGAACACCUUCGUUGAAAACGUCAAGCGGUCCAGUCCUCUGCCUCCCAUCCAGCCUGACAAUGGGGAGAGACAGCCCACCUUCACCACAGAACCAAGUCUUGCUGAUAUGAAGCGAUUAAGUCCACUGCCUCCAAUUUCUCCCAAACCAAAUCUAUCCCAUGUGCGCAUUAUUCUUGUCAUUGGUGGCCCUGGUAGUGGGAAGGGCACUCAAUGCGCCAAGAUCGCUGAGCGUUACCAAGGUUACAUCUAUCUAUCGCUAGGGACGGCGCUGAGGAGGAAGGUUGCUAAGUUUAUGGAAGACGAUUCGUGGAAUAGUGUAGCUGAUCUCAUCAAGACGGGAGGCCUUGUCAAAGAUGACAAUACUUUUGAGAUCUUACAACACAAGAUUGAGAAGAAAUUGAAGAAAUACCCAACAACGCUUGGUUUCAUCAUUGAGGGAUUUCCAAGGACCAUGUCACAAGCUAAACUAUUUCAGGAGAAGUUUGGGUCCCCUGACCUUGUCAUCUCAUUGGACUGUGAUGAAGUGCGUCUUAAGUACCGUCUUGAGAAGAGAAAAGAGACCAGCGAGAGGGUUGACGAUAAAGAAGAUGGUGCGGUUGCCAAGCGACUGGAAGCUUUUAGAGAGCAGACGUUGCCUGUUGUCACUCAUUACAAAGCCAAGGAAGGCCUUCUCAGAAGAAUAAAUGCAGAUCGAGAUGAAGAUGAAGUUUUCUUCGAUAUCGCCAAUAUGAUCGACAGUCUCUUCUUCUCGCCUAAGACUCCAGCACCACCAGGUACAGCAGGUAGAGGUGGGAAAUCAAGUCCCCUCCCUCCAAUCAAAACACAGAAAGAAGAUCAAACAAAUCAAGAACAAUCACAAGCAGAGGCUGAAAAGGAAGCAUUGGCUGAAGAAGCACUUGAAUUACUAAACAGUGAAGUUGCUGUGGAUUUGGUUGUUGAGCCAUCUGUUGAGAAAGUGGAUUCAAAUGCACCCGCAGGAGGCGAAGUGGUAGAAGAAUCAAUAGUUGCAGAACAAACUCCAGUGACCGGAGGUGAUGAUAGUACACUGCCCUCUUCACAAGAAACAAGCCAAGAAAGCAAGCUAAAAGACACCAAGAUCAUUUUUGUCGUAGGUGGACCGGGCUCGGGCAAGGGCACUCAAUGUGCAAAUAUCGUUUCCAACUAUGGCUUCACUCACCUGUCCAGCGGUGACCUCCUGAGGGCAGAGGUUGCGUCAGGGUCAGAUCGGGGGAAAGAGCUUACUGAGAUCAUGGAGAAAGGAGAGCUUGUUCCAUUGGAUGUUGUACUAGCAAUGCUGAAGGAGAAGAUGAUGGCUUGUGCUGAGACAUCGACCGGUUUUCUGAUUGAUGGAUACCCAAGAGAAGUUGAACAAGGAGCAGAGUUUGAAAAACAGAUAUCCGAGUGCACUUUCACGCUGUACUUCGAGGUAUCCGAUGAGACGAUGACAGAGAGGUUACUGAAUCGAGCAAAGACCAGCGGACGAGUUGACGACAACGAAGAAACCAUUAAGAAGAGACUCGCUACAUUCCAUGAAUUGACCAAACCAGUCAUUGAUUGCUAUGCAGAGAAGGGCAAACUAAAGAAGGUCUCUGCUGAAGCUGGUCCAGAGGAAGUCUUCUGCCUGGUGAAGGAGGUCUUUGACGGGUGCGGUUUCAAGGUGCAAGUUGCACCCCAGACUUCUGAAGAGUCUGUGCCUACAGAGGGUGCCGGUGAGGCAACGGAAGCACCGGCUGAAGCACCUGCACCAUCUGAUCCACCAGCAGAGCAGCAGGCAGCGGAAGCAACAGCUGAGGCUCCGGCUGAAGCUCCUGCCGAAGCUCCAGCUGAGGCAUCUGCAGAUGCUCCAGCUGAGGCACCCGCAGAGGCACCAGCAACCGAAGAAGCACCUGCAGAGGCACCAACAGAAGAGGCUGCACCUGCUGAUGGUGCAGCAGAGGCUGAGAAGAAGGAGGAGGAAAAGGCUCCUGCUCCUAAGGACUUCUUCUUUGUAUCUGGUGCCCCCGGUACAGGAAAGAAAGUAGUAGCCAAGGCCCUGGCCGAAAAGCUGAAUUUCAAGCAUAUCUCGACAGCCGGUAUCCUCUCAGAAAGAUCCAACCUUGAUCAAGGAGUGACCGAAGCCAUUCUUGCUGCUCUAGCUCAAGGCUCACUGGUUGCUACAUCCAUUCUCAUUGAUGUCCUUAAGGUGAUGGUGGCAGCUAACAGUGAUGCUACAGGGUUUGUCCUUGAUGGCUUCCCGAAGACCAUGGAGCAGGUCGUCGCCUUUGAUGAAUCGGAGAUUGGGCGGGUGACAGGCUUCAUCCAGCUGGAUGGAACGCGGCAGGAGGCUGAGGAGAGUCUGAAGGAGAAGAAGGAGGCCGGAGAGAGGGGAGAAGAGACGGAGGAGGUGGCCAAGAACAAGAUGGACGCCUUUGAGAAGGAAGCCCCUGCCGUCGUGGAACAUUUCGAGAAGAACAACAAGCUUAAGAAGGUUUCGUUUAAAGAGGCUGCCAAUGAUAUGUCGACCCUCCUUGACUCUGUGUCUGCCUUCAGUGGGGUUUGAGCCUCGAUCAUCCCUCUAUCACCCUCCAUAUUUCAUUUUUCAUCAGAUCAGCAAGUUUCUUAAUUUGUAGAAAUGAAUAGUAUAAAUGCAAGUGAAAAUUUUGUUUCUAAACGAAAAUAAAUCGACAUGAAUUGUCACAGUUACAAAUGGACCAUUUGCCUUUUAAAAAUGUAGGUCUUUAUCGCAGUUUACCACUCUUUGCCAUUGUCAUUUUAAAAGGUCAGAGGUCAUCUAUCAACUACUGCAGGGAUAUGUGUUAUGAGAGAGGCUGCUUUUACAGUUUUUUGUUGUUUUGUACUGAGCAUAUGUUUUUUUUUUUAAACAUAAAUUAACAUUUUUUUGCACUUUUUCUUGGUCAACAAUCUGGUAGAAUAUCAAAGCUCUAAAUCUGCACCAAGCAAUAGAGAACUCCAUUUUAUCUGACAUGUUCAAGAUGGUAACCAGUUCGUUUUUCUGCUGAUUGAAAUAUUUUGAUCGGCAUAAAAUCAACUACCUAAAGUUCCAAGAUUGUCAAGCGAUAUACUGAUUGAAAAAUAUAUUUUUAUCAGUCUCGUUUUUCAUUUGACCAAAUGAUACAAGUUAUAAAUUACUUUUACAUGUCAUGGACAAAAGAACAAAUCAAUAAAUCUAAUGUAAUGCUGAUCAGGGGUAAUGACAGCGUGAUAAACACCUUUAGUAGCAUAUACCCCCUCCCCAUAUAGCACUCCAUACAAAUAUCAAACAUAGAUGCUCAUCAAUUAGAUGUCAUAUAAGUAUAAAGAAUAAUAAACACAGUGAAUUUUAUGUGUUUGUUUAAUUCUGAUAUUUCCAGGAGCAUUGAUAAAAGAAUUUAUUUCAAUGAAGAGAUGACUUUAGUGAUAUACUUGUAAACUGUUCAAUUGAAAACAAUGAAAAGACAAUUUAAUUAUUUAUGGUAGACUUUUGAUGUAUAUGAGUUACUCAGAGUAUGUUUAUUGUUGUGACUUGAACAAUCUUUUUGUGAAGGUGUACAAAUCGUAUUUGUGUUAUACUUUUCAGAAUUAUUGAACUUAUUUUUUUCUAUCUUUGAGUAAAAAAAGGAGCAUGUAAAUAUUCAAUGCAAGUUUUGCAUAUGGUAUAUAUAUUUUUUUUUUGAUGAGAUGCCUCUUAAAGAGGGAAUAUGUAAUACAUGUAUGAUCAUUAAAUUUACAAAUGGAAUUAGGUAAUAUUGCACUUUGAUUUUCACAUGAACCUGAAUGUUUUCAGGGUUUCCCCUUUCGAAGCUUGGAGUUUUGGAGAGAUUUAUUUUUAUGUAAUUUCUUGACAACCUCCAUAGACUGAUGUCUAAUAAAUAUAUCCAUGCAAAGGGUUACGAAACAUAUGUACUUUAAUGUGUGAAACAUGGAACACUUCAACCAUCUGGGGUAGCAAAGCAAAUCGUGAUUACUUUUGAAAAUUAAUGUCAGUUUUAUGACAAAAUUUACAUUUUGCACUUGAAAUAAUUCUACAUUCAUGGCUUGGCUUACAGACCCUUUUCAAAACUGCAUCAAAUGUAUUGUUAUUUAACUCUUGAAAUCAUUUUAUAAUCAUUCAUGUGGUUUAAUACAGACCCUUUUAAAAAGUGCAUCAAAUAUAUAGUACUAUUGUUAUUUGUAAAAAAAAAAUUCUUUGCUAUUUGUGUUAAGAUGUUGUGUGUUGAUGUGAAUAUCCUUUGCUCAUUUGUGAAUGAAGAAAAUGUAAUCAUAGAUCUAUGUAAAUUGUUGGUCAAAACCGUCCUCUAUAUAAUAUAUGUGAAUAUAAGUGUAUUGCUUGUAUGUGUUGCAGAAAUAGCUAUGCGAGACCAUAUGGUGUCAUCUAUUGUAUAAAGUAUUUUUUUGUCACAAGAUUAUUUUGCUAUAGAAAAGUGUUACUUUUGGUUUGUUAGGUCGAGUGAAUAUCCACAUUCUUUUGAUUGUGUGUCUAAUAGUACAACUUUCCAUCCAAAUCCAUUGCUGCCUACAAAAAUUGUUGUUUUCUAAUGAACUGACAGAUUCGUGUGUGAGCAUUCUUCAUCAUGUUUGUGUGUGUAUUUUGUAAAUCUGUAUAUUACCCAGAAACAAAAAAAAUCAAAUUUACUACCGGUACAAUAAUGUUGGAAUAAAAAAUGAAAUAGUAGGGAUUAAUGUGUGGGCUAAGAUGCUUUGUGAUUUAAUUACCCGACUUUUUUUUUUUCUUUAAUCAAAUGAUGUCUGAUCUGCCCCCGAACCCGUGUUUUCUCUAUAUGUGUAUAUAUAGUAUGUAAUAUAAUUAUGUAAUUGCAAUUAAUCAUAAAAGAUUAAUAUGAAUGUGGAUUUGAACUGCAAAAGCAAUAACACAUUCUAGGAAAUAAUACUUUCUAGGAAUUUCAUGCAACAAAACAAUCAAAUAAUACUAUGUUGUGAUAAACAGCAAUUGUGUCAUUUAAUCUGAAACAGCUGUACCAAAAAUAUUCAUUAUCCUCGGCCGGAUAAUAUCUUGAGCCUUCAAGUUACUCAUUCUCAUAUUUACCAGCUUUUGUAGACUUAUAUGGCUGUCAUCAAGCCUAGAAAUGCCUUUGAAAUAAAUGAGUCUGAUUGACUUAGGUAUAUAUUCUCGUCAUUUAUCCAGCUUAGAUCUGCAAUAAUUCACUUGCGUGAAGCAGAAAUCCCUGUUGGAGCAAUAUUUGCCUCUUAAUUAUUAACAUACUAACAUAUAAAUCUAAUGUGAAAAAUUUAGAGUUUGGAGCAGCUUUAAACACACUUUUCAUAGACAGAGAUAUAAAAACCAUUAGUUCAAGAACUUGAAUUUGUUCCAAUCAUGCUGUUGUCAACUUUUAUUUUUAGUGCAUAAACAAGCAUUAAUUAAUUUUCAAACGGGCCAUAACCACUAUAACUUGAGAGAAAUGUUUUUGUUUAAAAUUUCUUAUAUAUACAGUUAUCUAGAAAAAACAAAAGAAUCAACUUUUUUCUAUUGCUCUCAAUUCUGACUAGUAAUUUUGAACAACAAUGUUAAAAAAACCCCAAAUAAAUCAAUUUGAUCAAGAAUAAAUAUUGAAGGCUGUAGAUUAAUGUUAAUGUUACUGAAUUAUUUUUUUGACAAAUGAAUUAUUCUGCUGCAAGUUUUUCAUGUGACCAUAUUUCAAAAUUUUUGUUGAAAAUUUAAUUUCAUUGACUAAUGUGAUAUAUGACUUUGUGUAGAAAAUAAAGGAAAAGUUAUUCUUUUCUCUCAAUUAUUCAAUGCACAUUGAUAAAAUCAUUCAUUUGUAUAAUUUGAACCAAUUUCUGCAUGAUCCCCCAAGUACUCAUCUUCUCUCUUAACUAAGGUAGUAUAUACACAUUUUCAAAUCUCAGGAGUAUAUUUUUAUUAUUAUAGUCUGUUUAGUAGAUCUAAAGUAGAGCGUCACUAUACAAGUAAUGUAUCUGCAUGUAACAGGUCAUAAUUCAUUCCAUGCCCACACAAGUAUGUACCAUCUUUAAAAUAUUUUGAAAUUUAAAUAGAUUAUAAAUAAUCAUUCACACUGCCUGAUCAUCUGAAAUUGAAUUUAUUUUCAUUUUGAGAUUAAAACUUGAUAUAAGAUUACCGGUAAUAAGAAAACAACAGCUGCUAUACACAUAUCUUUAUGUUGUAUAAUGUCAGAUUGUAUAUAUAUAGUAGUUUAAUAAACUAUAAAUUUAGGGACUAUUUCAUAUAGAUCAAAUCAAAGUAUCAUAUUACUAUAAUAGAUUUUUCAUUUUUUAAUGUGAAUAUUUUUUGUAAAAAGAUUAAUUGUGGAACAAAGUUGCUUAUUACAAAUAUUGCACACUGUUUACUCUGAAAUUGUAACAAUUAAGAUAGAAUACUGACUGUCUCUCAUAAUUAUGUAGACUUAACAAAACAUAGCUCUAACAAAUAAUAAGGAUUCUUUCUAUUUUUGUAUAUUUAUUCAACUGUCAGUUUUUGCAAAGUGUGGCACUUGAAAUAUUAAAAGAAAUUUAUUAAUAACUAUGAAA